Messenger RNA from Thamnophis sirtalis, 555 nucleotides. The record is from RefSeq and is a predicted model, not a curated record. NCBI's taxonomy places the organism in Eukaryota, Metazoa, Chordata, Lepidosauria, Squamata, Natricidae.
AUGACUCUUGGUGAUGUCCUGGACAUAUACAUUGAUUUGUCAGGUAUUAACCCAACUGGAGCAGCUUACCUUCUGAAAUACUGCCCAGAAACAUUCAAGCUGCAAAGAGUGGCCAAAGCUCCAGAGUAUCUUCAGCUCCUGCUGGUCUUGAUAAAUUUUGUGUUCCUGUUUAACAUAGUUAGGAUUCUAAUGACGAAACUGAGAGCUUCAACCACCUCGGAAACCAUACAAUACAGGAAGGCGGUGAAAGCAACAUUGGUCCUCCUGCCGCUUCUGGGAAUUACCUACAUGCUGUUUUUUGUCAAUCCAGGAGAAGAUGACAUAUCCCAGAUCUUUUUCAUCUACUUCAAUUCCUUCUUGCAAUCUUUUCAGGGUUUUUUCGUGUCUGUGUUUUACUGCUUCUUAAAUAGUGAGGUGCGUUCUGCAGUUCGAAAAAGGUGGCAUCGUUGGCAGGACCACCAUUCUCUCAGGGUGCGCGUGGCCCGUGCCAUGUCCAUGCCCACCUCUCCAACGAGGAUUAGCUUUCAUAGUAUAAAACAAACUGCAGCUGUGUGA